AUGCUGCUUAACACUAUUGAUGAUUGGUCCCCGAUUGUAGGAGAUUAUUACGCGCUGGCGGCGACGCUGAGCUGCGUUGUUUCGCAGCAAACGGCGGCGGUGGCGCCCACCACAGAGGACAGCGAGGAACCUCCAGAAGGCUACUACGCCUUCGUGGAGUCACCGAACGCCACACCUCCGAGGGUGCGCGGUCCGCCGUACCGGCAGGGGUCGGCGCCGUGCCCGGGGCGGGGCGCGGGCCGGCCCCACGUGAGCGCGCACAACCUCUGCGGCGACCUCAACCGCGGCCUCAUCCCCAGGAACCCGCUGGGGCAGACGCCCGACGGCCAGCCCUACCCCUUCGAGUUGAUCCGCAACGAGACGCUGCGGUUCCUCUCGCGCACGCUGCCCGUGCUGCGCGCGGACGACGCGCUGCCACGCGUGGCGCACGUGGCCAACGCGGCGGCCGUGGCAGGCGUGGCAGGCGUGGCAGGCGCGGCCGGCCACCACACGCGGUACGACCUGCCACGCGUGCCCGACUUCGCCGGCAACAGGCUGGAGGAGCGCGCGAAGCGCAGCGCCGCCCUCGAGGGGGAGGUGGAGGGGGAGGUGGAGGGCGAGGGGGAUGGGGAGUCCCCUCAGCCGGCGAUGCAGCACCGGGCGGCGGAGUCGGCGGAGGCGCCGCGCGAGAGCCGCAAGUUCUGCGACGGCGGCGGCGUG
This is a messenger RNA of Iphiclides podalirius (scarce swallowtail), 699 nucleotides long. NCBI's taxonomy places the organism in Eukaryota, Metazoa, Arthropoda, Insecta, Lepidoptera, Papilionidae. The record is from the annotation of a GenBank genome assembly.